Messenger RNA from Orbicella faveolata, 3428 nucleotides. Its product is annotated as CREB-regulated transcription coactivator 1-like. The record is from RefSeq and is a predicted model, not a curated record. NCBI's taxonomy places the organism in Eukaryota, Metazoa, Cnidaria, Anthozoa, Scleractinia, Merulinidae. Gene Ontology annotation, molecular function: cAMP response element binding protein binding. Gene Ontology annotation, cellular component: cytoplasm; nucleus. Gene Ontology annotation, biological process: positive regulation of transcription by RNA polymerase II; protein homotetramerization.
GGGAGGGGUGGUAUUAAUUUUUCAUUUUAAUUGUCCAAGAUUGUGGCUACUAUCCUACGAGUAGGUUCUAUUCUUUAAGAUUCUGCAUGAGCGGCAACGCAAAGCUGUCGGUCGUCUAGCAGUUCGAUGGAAAAGAGAAAGGGAAGCUAUAAAAAUCGCCUGACGAUGGCAUGGAAAUUAACCGAUAUCCGCGAAACUGCACUACUAGGCUGCAUUGCAUGAUGGGACUACUUCCGACGAUAAUCGAGUGAGCCCCGACUUACCGCGAAGUAUAAUCUGAUGAGAAAAUUAAUCGCCGGUCUCUUCACGGGUCGAACUGAGUCGAAACUGUGAUACAAAGGAAAUUGCUACUAAGAAAAAGUCGUUGUAAAUUUAUUGCUUUUUCAUAUCUAAUAGGUCAUAAUCUCAGAAUUAUUCCCAUGACAUGAAAAUUUAACAGAUCCAUGUAGACGUAAACAAGCGUUUCACACCGCAUUCGUACUAAUUUUUCGUGCUAACAAUUUGCAUUUUCCGCAACAAGAAACGUCGUAGAGCUCUGUUUUACUGCGCGCUGAUUGGUCGAUACUUAGACCCCCUGUGACCAAAUGGAACGCCGCUCGAGUCUGACAACACACGCUUCAUCCUACUCUUCCAAUAUGGCGAACCCAAGGAAAUUUGCCGAGAAAAUCGCGCUGCAUACUCAAAAACAGGAGGAGGAAACGCGUGCUUUCGAACAGAUAAUGAAAGAGGUGUCCAUGCUCGAGACGACCAGAAAGCCCCAACAUCAGCAAAUACAGUCACACUACCGUGGUGGAUCACUGCCGAAUGUGAACUUCAGCCUACACGCACAGAACCGCCUUGAUUUACAGAAUGCGUUAAAUAAUCUGGAUGAUCUCAAAGUGAUGCACAAUGUUGGUGAUCGAAUGCCUAUGAGGGACAGACGAUUUCCAGGCAGCCGAACAGUUCCAUUUAACACGAACAAUCGUUUUCGGACAAUAGACCCAUCGCCUUACCAUGUCUCUGGCUGCCAUUUGUCACCUCCACAACAUAUGGAUCAAGGAUGGGGAGAACGAAGAAUUGCAUCAGAUUCUGCUCUUCAUGACAGUGUAAUGCGUGCAGAAGUGAAACCAAAAGAAAAAACAUUGCCAUCGUAUGAAGUGAGAAAGGUUCGUAGUCCUCAAUCAAGACCGAAGUCAUGUGAAGUCUCUGGAAUGAUGUACCCAUCAGCAGAACACAUGUCACAGACAGGACCCAACUUGCCAAUAGCCGCUGCCAAUACUGGUGGUUCUCUUCCAGAUCUUACAAACCUGCAUAUUCCGUCUCCACUACAAACACCCAUCGAUACUGAUGAACAAGUAAAUCAGGUGUUGUCACCUACCCAGCCUUUUCCAGUGUCGCAAACAAGACAGAGUCCUGUUCGACGGCAACAAGGCAAUCAACAGCAGUUAAGAAAGCCACAAUACACAAACCAAGUCCCACUUAUGGAUGUAAAUCUCACACCACUUGAAAACAGAUUGCAACAAUUCCAGUUGUAUCCACAGGGAAAUAUUCCAAAUAACGAUUUCAGCUCACAUGGUAGCUCACCCAUUACAACAAGUGCAUCACCUACUCUUUCUCCCACAUCAUCGUCACCAGUGACACCCCUUUUUGGUAACUUACCAACCAGUCCAUUGUCAUCAUUUAAUCCAGAGCUCUACUUUAAACAGCAACAGCAACAGCAGCAGCAAACACAACAGGCAAGCACGCUAGCAUUACAACAACAACUUGAACAAUUUUCAGUGCAUCGUCCAAUGGCAGUAGGAGGGAUGUUGAAUUCUUCAAUGCAACUUCCCUUCCAAACUUUGCUAGCACAAACACCAACAACGAUGCCAGGGCAAGGAAUGCCUAGCUUAGGGCAUUUUUAUGGGCCGGGUCAUUCACGGGUACCAGAUUUAAUUGUAACUGGAAUAGAUGAUGAUGGAGCAAGAUCAGACUUUGCUAAAGAUCUUAGUACAGCCAUGGCCCAUAUUGGAGGAGAUGAUACUGGUGAAAUGUACUCAUCUGAUGAGGUUGUGCUUGAUCCAUUAGAUGUAGAAGGCUUUCAGAUGUUAUCUGGUCAGGAUUCAGAGCUCACUGAUGCUGCAACAGAAGAUCAGUUUCGCCUUGACCGCCUGGGAUCUGCACGAUUACACUGAAUAAUGAAAAAUAUACUUCUUAAAGAAAGAUGCUGUAUUUCCUUCACUAACCACUGGAGAUCUUUCAAAAAGAAUGCUUUAACUUUCCUUGUGGAAUUGCUGUAUAAAUGCAAUAUUAUUGUGAUGACCUGUUUUUAUCCCGCGGGUAACUUAUUUUUGAAUGCAUCGUAAUUAAUUGAUUAAUUAAUUAAAUGUUAUGAUAGGUAAUGUAAAUUAGGUUUUAGUAUUUUAUUAAGGGUUACAGGCAAAAAGUAAUAAGAUUGUUCUUCCCAAGGUAACCCUUUUGUAUCCAUAAUUAUCACAGCGUGUAUCAUAGAGUAUGGUUUCGUGUGUAAAUAGAAUUUCUCUCUCCUGUAGACAAUAAUUGCCAAUAUUAUUGGCAAUUGUGCAGUAUAAUUAUUAUGUAAUAAUUAUGUAAUAAUGUAAAUGUGUAACACUGUGGUGAACAAGGAACAUUUUUUACUGCAUAGCUUCAGUUUCACCAGAGGCAUAUUAUAGCAAAGGACAGAAAAACAAGCAAUAUUGAUUAUUUGUUCAAUUCCUUUUAACUUUUUCACCUAAUUAACUAUGUUUCCAGUCAAAUUUUCAGCUAAGAGGGUUUUUGCAGACGUACACAGGAACAUGCCAUACAGAUACCAGACAGUCCAAGGCAAGAUAGCUGAAUCAGUUAUGUUAUACAAUAUGCCCCAGUACAGACUCAUGACCACUGUGAAGUUCAUUUUAAGAAUAUAUCAUCUAUACUGAAAGUUAAAACCCAAGCGGGAUAUCUUGACUAGCAAAUAGUAGUGUGGGGCUGGAAGAGGCUCAUCAAAUAGAAAUUGUGUCAGUGAAAGUUCAGUACGUUGUGAUCUGGUGGCUAAAUAUACAAAAGAAAGAAAUGCCUUUGUCUUAUUUUGAUGACUAUUUCUACAAACUUAUUUUCUCAGCAGCUCACAUAAUGUACUUAUACCAGCAUUGAUCGCUCAUCACCAAGGCUGUGGUCUUAGAAAAAUUAAGAGGAACCCAAAGGUUCCCAACCAUGAAAUCCUGGGUGUCCAGCAGUUAAGGCCAUAUCAAAAAAGUGAGUUUUUCCAGUCACCCAAAGGCCAAAGUUAGUUACCUGUGGCACCUGGGCGCUUCUAGAGCACAGCGCUGCUCUUUGUGAUAUAUGUGUGCAGGUGGAUUCACAAACUUACUAGUAUCAUGAUGUUUGUCGAUUCAGGCUGGAAGCUGUCUAUCCUUAUCUUUCACCAUAACAGUUGUGGGCCAAUCAAACGUAUUUCGGAGCUCAUCCGA